Molecule: messenger RNA, 996 nt
Organism: Emiliania huxleyi CCMP1516
Lineage: Eukaryota; Haptophyta; Isochrysidales; Noelaerhabdaceae
Exons: 2
Coding region: 1-996 (331 amino acids)
Cellular component (GO): cytosol; cytoplasm
Molecular function (GO): diaminopimelate epimerase activity
Source: RefSeq, a predicted model, not a curated record
AUGGAGUGCGAGGCUAGCUCAAAGAAGAAGAAAAAAGCAACUCCCGAAGCGCUGCCGAUGCUCGUCCCCUGCAUCGCUUCUCUUGCCUUCUCGGUGGGCCGUCCUUCCCCGCGGCAGCAUGCGUUCCCAUGCGUGCGCAUGGCGGCCGAGGAGGUCGCCUUCACAAAGUACCACGGCCUCGGCAACGACUUUGUCCUCGUUGACUGCCGCGAGCUCGAUGCGCCGCCCGUGACGCCAGAGGUCGCGGCGGCCAUGUGCGACCGGAACUUCGGCGUGGGGGGCGACGGCGUCAUCUUCGCCCUACCGCCGCAGCAGCCCGAGUCGAUGUGCUCCAUGCGCAUCUACAACUCGGACGGGUCGGAGCCCGAGAUGUGCGGCAACGGCAUCCGCUGCCUCGCGCGCUUCUUCGCGUCGCUGCAGAAGGUCGAGCCGACGUACACGAUCGAUACGCUCGCCGGGCCGAUCCGUCCCACCCUGCUGCCCGACGGCGCCGUCAAGGUGGACAUGGGCGAGCCCAUCCUCGACGGCCCGUCGGUGCCGACGACGCUUCCCGUCAACGACGACGGCGUGGUGGUGGCGGCGCCCAUCUCGGCGGCGGGCGCGGACUUCCGCGCGACGUGCGUGUCGAUGGGCAACCCGCACGCCGCCAUCUUCGUCGACGACCUCGACGCGCUCGACUUCGAGACGGUCGGGCCCGCGCUCGAGAGCCACCCGGCCUUCCCGGCUAAGUGCAACAUCGAGUUUGUGCAGGUUCUCUCGCGGACGCACCUGCGGAUGAAGGUGUGGGAGCGCGGCGCCGGCCCCACGCUCGCGUGCGGCACCGGCGCCUGCGCCCUCCUCGUCGCCGCCGUGCUCGAGGGGCGCGCCGAGCGCGCCGCCACCGUGAGCUUGCCGGGCGGAGACCUCUUCAUCGAGUGGCACGAGGGCACAAACCGCAUCUCGAUGACAGGGCCCGCGCUGCGCGUCUUCGACGGGACCUACAGACCCGAGCAGUGA